Messenger RNA from Periconia digitata, 1089 nucleotides. The record is from the annotation of a GenBank genome assembly. NCBI's taxonomy places the organism in Eukaryota, Fungi, Ascomycota, Dothideomycetes, Pleosporales, Periconiaceae.
AUGAAUACCACGAAGCGACAAAAGCAGCGGAAGGUCCUUUUGAUGGGAAAGUCUGGGGCCGGCAAAUCAUCCAUGCGCAGCAUCGUUUUCAGUAACUACGUCGCAAAAGACGUACGGCGGCUGGGCGCAACCAUCGAUGUCGAACACUCCAAUAUUAAAUUCAUGGGCAAUCUCAUGCUCAACCUCUGGGAUUGCGGUGGACAGGACGGAUUUGUGGAAAACUACCUGACACAUCAGCGUACCCACGUAUUCUCGUCAGUCGCCGUGCUGAUAUUCGUCUUCGACAUUGAAAGCCGCGAGUUUGCUGCCGACGUUGUAAGCUACGGUGCUAUAGUCCGCGCUUUGGCAGAGAACAGCCCCGGCGCAAAAGUUUUCGUUCUCGUACAUAAAAUGGAUUUGGUACAAGCACGGUUACGUUCGCAGCUGUUCGAGGAGCGUGUCGAUUACAUCCGAGCUGCGAGUGAAGGUUUCAGGGAUACUGUGGAGUUCUUCCCCACUAGCAUCUGGGACCAAAGUCUUUACAAGGCUUGGACGCAGAUUAUAUACUUCUUGAUACCCAACGCAAGAGGAAUUGAGGGUCUGCUGAGAGAGCUGGCUGAGGUGGUGGAUGCGAGAGAGCUGAUCUUGUAUGAACGAACGACUUGCCUAAUGGUCACCCACGUCACGAGGGGAGUCGAAGGGCAAAAUCCCUUUACAGAUCGUUUCGAACGCAUAUCCAGCAUCCUCAAAACCCACAAGCAGAGUAUGGCAAAACACACAGGUAUCCCAGCUGGAUCCUCCAACUUUGCCGAAAUGCAGAUCAAAACUGGUCGCUUCAUGUUCUUUAUCACACGACUGACAGAAAACACCAACCUCGCCGCCUCGAUACCCGCUUCGGAGCAAAUCUUCAACGCCGCACGUGUAAACAUCAUGCUCGUCCGACCUAGAUUCGCCGAACUUGACAUUGCAAACAAACCGCGUCCAGCCGUCCAACAAGCUUUUGCGCACUCUGCAGAAAGCGGAGCAGGACUAGUCAUGCCGGGUGAUGCUGAUGAGGGCAAAGGCAAAGGCAAGGAGAGAGAUGGAGCCUCUCGCGGUUUCGAGGCCUGA